This is a messenger RNA of Drosophila yakuba, 1214 nucleotides long. It is a transcript of the gene AANATL7, whose product is annotated as arylalkylamine N-acetyltransferase 1. The record is from RefSeq and is a predicted model, not a curated record. The transcript is spliced from 3 exons. The coding region runs from base 1 to 915 and encodes 304 amino acids. Lineage: Eukaryota; Metazoa; Arthropoda; Insecta; Diptera; Drosophilidae. Gene Ontology annotation, molecular function: N-acetyltransferase activity.
AUGCUGUCGCUAUCGCUUCGCCUGGUCGGCUGCUCCAGCUGCUCCAGUCGCAUUUCGCAUCCGAAAGCGCCCGCAAGUAGGUUACACAUUUUUUCGCCGCCCAAGCAACUCAACUCAGCGAGGCAAACAAACAACACCGUCCACCAGUUCAGCCAGCUCAGCCAGCUCAUCCAGAUCCCAGAUCAUACAGCCAAAGGAACCGAAUACAGCUAUUCCAGCAUGGAGUACAAAAUGAUUGGACCGGAGCACUGCGACCAGGUGCUGGAGCACCUGCGUCGCAACUUCUUCGCCGACGAGCCGCUGAACAAGGCCGCCGGUUUGUGCCAGAACGGCAGCAGUUGUGCCGCUCUGGAGUCGCACUGUGCCGAGGCCAUACUGGACCGGAUGAGCGUGAUGGCUGUGGAUGCGAAGGAGCAGGAGCAGGGAGUGUGCAAAGUAGUCGGCGUGGUCCUGAAUGGCAUCCUGAAGCCGGGCGACACGGCCAAAGCGCUGAGCAAGCUGGACACCAAUGACGAUGCGGGCUUUCGCAAGAUCUUCGACUUGCUACACAGACACAAUCUCAAGUACAAUCUCUUCGAGCACUUCGACGUGGCGUGCAUGUUCGAUGUGCGCAUCCUGUCGGUGGACUCCAGCUACCGUGGCCAGGGCAUAGCCAACGAGCUGGUCAAGCGAUCGGUGGCGGUGGCCAGGAAGAAUGGCUUCCGCCUGCUAAAAGCCGAUGCCACCGGCAUCUUUUCGCAGAAGAUAUUCCGCUCGCAUGGAUUCGAGGUCUUCUCUGAGCAGCCGUACAGCAAGUACACGGAUGUCGAUGGCCGAGUGAUCCUGCCCGUUGAGGCGCCCCACAUCAAGAUGCAGCAACUGUACAAGGCUAUCUGCGGCGGCGCCGACCAGGAUGAGAAGGAGCAGUCACGUUAAGGCGACGUCCGACUGGCUGCGAUUUUUUUGGAACAAUAAUCUUAUUUAUUUUCUACAUACAUGCAUCUUAUUGCAACUUAUUGGAAUGUUUUUGUACUACAAAUAUGGAAAUUAGUUUUGGGAGCGCUAAACAAAAAUUUUUGCAGCGCCAGGUCAAUGGAACGCCUCUAGAAUGCGGACGCUGCCUGGCAAGUUUACAUAGACGUGUGUGUAAUUGUUAUUCAAUCGUUUUUUGUAUGGGGACCAACUGCUAACUGCUAACAAUACCUAAAUAAAGUACACUGUUGUGCCAAAGUUAA